Molecule: messenger RNA, 3128 nt
Organism: Rhopalosiphum maidis (corn leaf aphid)
Lineage: Eukaryota; Metazoa; Arthropoda; Insecta; Hemiptera; Aphididae
Gene: Parp1
Product: poly [ADP-ribose] polymerase
Exons: 18
Coding region: 1-3021 (1006 amino acids)
Cellular component (GO): nucleus
Molecular function (GO): NAD+ poly-ADP-ribosyltransferase activity; NAD binding; DNA binding
Source: RefSeq, a predicted model, not a curated record
AUGGAAAUCGAAGAAAGUCCAUAUCGUGCUGAAUAUGCUAAAAGUGGUAGAUCAAAAUGUAAAGGAUGUAAGGAAGGUAUUGAAAAGGAUCAUCUUAGACUUGCUGUUAUGAUUCAAUCUCCUAUGUUUGAUGGUAAACAGCCAAAUUGGUACCAUUUUAAUUGCUUUUUUGCUAAACAGCGACCUAAAACAGUUUCUGAUAUUGGUCACUUUGAUUCAAUUAGAUGGGAAGAUCAACAAAAAAUCAAGACUAAAUUAGAGUCUUUAAUUGGAACUCCUGAUCCUAUAUCAACAAAAAAGAAAUCAACUGGAAAAAAAAAGGAGAAUGCAAACUUUAAUGUGGAAUAUGCAAAAUCUGGACGCGCUGUUUGUUGUGGAUGUCAAGACAAAAUUGUUAAAGAGGAUAUUCGUAUAGGUAAAAUGGAUUAUGAUAGUGAUGAAGGUCGACGUUUUGGUGGUAUAAAUAGAUGGCAUCAUUUAGAAUGCUUUGUUAAACUUAGGCAAGAUUUAGGGUUUUUGGAUCUUGCUUCCUCUUUAUCUGGCUAUCUUACUUUAAGAGAAGUAGAUAGAACUAACCUUAAAAAUCUGUUACCUAGGAUAACAACUACUGUUGUUGGUAAUUUGGAUGAAACUGAUGGUCCCAGUUCUAAUAAAAAAAUUAAAUCUAAUUCUCAUUCAGAUUUGGAAAUAAAAAAACAAAACAAAUUGAUAUUUAAAUACAGAGAUUAUUUAAAGUCAUGUUCUGUUAAAGUAUGUAAAGAACUCUUGGAAUACAAUAAACAAGAAAUACCCGAAUCCAAUCUUGGAGAGAUUUAUGACAGAUUAUCAGAUUUACUAGCUUUUGGUACUUUACUUCCUUGUGAUGAAUGUGGGGGUCAAUUGGUUUUUAGAAGUGGCAUUGGAUUUCAAUGUUUGGGAUAUAAAAAUGAAUGGUUAAAAUGUGAAAAAGUUAUGGCUGAACCAAAUCGAACAGAAUUUAAAAUUCCUACACAUAUUCUAGAAAAUGAUGACUUUCUCAAGAAAUAUAAAUGCAAAAUACAGAAUCGUUUAUUUGAAAAAUCUGAUAAAACUUCUAUGAAACAAUCAUCAACUAUACAAAACGAUAAGGGCCAAGUAAAAGUAACACGUAUUCUGCCACUAAAAAAUAUGGAGUUUACGACUUUAUUAAAAGGCUUAGAACUUAAACAAUUAAAACUUAAAGUAGCAAAAUUUGGGGGUACAAUAGUUUCUCAUUGUACUAAUAAUAUUGCUGCUGUUUUUGCGAACCCAGACUCUAUUAUAAAAAGAGGUGUAAAGAUAAAAGAAGCUGAAAGUCUAGAAAUUGAAGUUGUUGAACCUACUACAUUUUUUGAUGCUAUUGAUAAAGGUGGUAAUGCAAUUGAGUUGAUAGUUCAACAAAACUUUGCGCCAUGGGGAGGAAAAGCCAAAGAAAGAAUUGAAAAAAGGCAAAAAGAAUUGGAAUUAGAUUAUAAAAAUAAAAGCAAUUUAAAGAGUAAAAUAUCAGGAAAAAGUAUGUAUGAGAAAAGUGUGCCAACAAGUGUGAAGUUAACUUUAAAAGGAGGCAUUGCUGUUGAACCACAGUCUGCACUUGAACAUAAAGCUCAUGUCUAUAAGCAAAACAAUGAAGUAUGGAAUGCAAAUUUAUGUUUGUCUGAUGUGUUGACUGGUAAAAACUCAUAUUAUAAAUUGCAAUUAUUAGAGUCUGACAAUAAUAACAGGUAUUGGGUAUUCCGUUCUUGGGGAAGAAUUGGUACCACCAUAGGUGGUUUUAAGACAAUAGAGCAUGAAUCGUUACAAGAGGCUAAACAAAGUUUUGAAUUAUAUUAUGAAGAUCAGACUGGAAAUACAUGGAGAAAUAGAAAUAAUUUUGUAAAAAUGCCUGGUAAAAAAGUUCCAGUUGAAACUGACUAUGGACAGGAUGAAGCCAAAGCUCUUAAUUCUAUUAGUAAUAUACCAUCUAAGUUACCUGAUACAGUGCAAAGACUGAUACGUUUACUUUUUGAUGUCGAAUCUAUGAAAAAAGUUAUGUAUGAAUUUGAGUUGGAUUUACAAAAAAUGCCAUUGGGAAAGUUGAGCCGCAAUCAAUUGCAACAAGCAUAUACCACAUUGAAUGAAUUAAAUAGUAUGAUAGAUUUGUGUGAUGAAAAAAAUAAAAGAGACAAUGUGAUCAUUGCUACCAACAAGUUUUAUACUUUGAUACCACAUGACUUUGGUAUAAAAACACCUCAGCUUAUUGAUUCAAAAGAAAUUCUUAAUGCAAAGUUAGAAAUGAUAGGAAGUUUGAUGGAAAUCCAAAUUGCAUACAGCAUGAUGGACAAUAAAACGUCUGAAGAAUGUGGGUUACACCCCCUUGAUACUCACUAUUUUAAAUUAAACUGUGCUAUUGAUGUAUUGGAAUCAGACAUGAAUGAAUUUAACAUCAUUCAACAGUACAUAAUAAAUACUCAUGCCGAAACUCAUAGCUCUUAUUCUUUAAGUAUCAAAGAUGUGUUUAAAGUAGUAAGAUCUGGCGAAGAAAAACGAUUCAAGCCAUUUAAAAAACUGCACAAUCGUAAACUAUUGUGGCAUGGUUCACGAAUCACUAAUUUUGCAGCUAUACUUUCACAAGGUUUACGCAUUGCUCCUAAAGAAGCUCCAGUUACCGGCUACAUGUUUGGUAAAGGUAUAUAUUUUGCUGAUAUGGUGUCAAAAUCUGCUAACUAUUGUAUGGCGUCUCAUGGCAACAAUACCGGUUUAUUACUAUUGUGUGAAGUUGCAUUGGGUAACAUGGUUGAGUACAAAGCAUCUGAAUACAUUGAAAAAUUACCGCCUGGAAAACAUAGCUGUAUGGGAAUUGGUAGAACAAAACCUGAUCCUGCUCAAUCAUUAUUUAUUGAAGAUAAAAUUGAGGUUCCCCUCGGCAAACCGAUUUCUUCCAAUAUCAAUGAUACUUCAUUGUUAUAUAACGAAUUUAUUGUCUAUGAUAUUUCACAGGUUAAACUUCGUUACUUAGUCAAAGUGGAUUUCAAUUUUAACUACUAGAAGAUAUAACAACAUAAAAAGAAUCUAUGUUAAAUUACCUCAUUAUUAUUAAUUAUUAUUACUAUUUUUUUCACUUAGAAGUAACAUUUUUUUUUCAAUUAUUAUAC